Acaulospora morrowiae is the source of this 322-nucleotide messenger RNA. Lineage: Eukaryota; Fungi; Glomeromycota; Glomeromycetes; Diversisporales; Acaulosporaceae. The record is from the annotation of a GenBank genome assembly.
AUGCCAAGGAAGGAAGGAAAACGGCAAGAGAAUGGUGAAGGAGGCCAACAAGAAAAGAAGAAACAAGGAAGACAAAACGAACGGCAAAAAAAGAAAAAACAAGGAAGACAAGACGAACGGCAAGGAAAGCGAAUAGUAAUAGAAUGGAAGGAAGAAAAACGGCAAGAGAAUGGUAAGAGAAAUCAACAAGGAAAGAAGAAGCAAGGAAGACAAAAUGGACAGCAAGGGAGGCGAAUGGUAAGAAAGGCGAAUGGUAUGAGAAUAGUAAGGAAGGCGAAUGGAGAAGGUAAAAUAGAAAUGUAUAAGGAGGGAGAAAUGAAUG